Molecule: messenger RNA, 1014 nt
Organism: Sipha flava (yellow sugarcane aphid)
Lineage: Eukaryota; Metazoa; Arthropoda; Insecta; Hemiptera; Aphididae
Product: methyltransferase-like protein 6
Exons: 3
Coding region: 84-917 (277 amino acids)
Source: RefSeq, a predicted model, not a curated record
CCCAUCAUUUUGGUUUUUUAAUACCUGAGGCUUAUAAUUCAGUCUACAGAAGAACCUAUACGGACUUGUCUUGUCUCGCUCCAAUGGAUGAUUAUAGCAAUAUUAACAAUAGAUAUCAAGAAGAGACAAUUAACCCAGUUAAAUUAAGUGAACAGGAUCAGGCUACACUUGAUAAACAAAAUUCAAGAAUAGUUUCAUUAUUCAAAGCACAAGAAAUUGAAAAAAAUUCUAAAAAGCAUUGGGAUAUUUUUUAUAAAAAUAAUGGCAAUCGUUUCUUUAAAGAUAGACACUGGACAACUAGAGAAUUUUCUGAAUUACUUGGAGAUGACCAGCAGAAAAAAAUAUUAGAAAUUGGAUGUGGUGUUGGUAAUUUAAUAUAUCCACUUCUUGCUGAAGGACUGAAUGCAAUGUUUUAUGCAUGUGAUUUUUCACCAAGAGCUAUAGAAUGUUUAAAAUCAAACCCUUCUUACAAUCCAUUAGUAAUUAAUGCAUUUACUUGUGAUAUUAUUACGGACGAAUUGAUUACUAAAAUACCUGAAAAUAGUUUGGAUAUGGUAACUGCUAUAUUUGUGUUGUCAGCUAUUCAUCCAGACAAUCAUCAAUUGGUAGUCUCGAACAUUUAUAAACUAUUAAAAUGUGGAGGUCUUUUGUUGUUUCGAGACUAUGGAAUUUAUGAUAUGGCACAAUUGAGAUUCAAACCAGGACACAAGAUUUCAGAUAAUUUUUAUAUGCGUCAAGAUGGUACAAGAUCAUAUUUUUUCUCAAUUGAAUAUUUUCAAAGUCUUAUGGAAAACAAUGGAUUCACAAAAUGUUCUAACAAGUAUGUAUGUAAAAGAACAGUAAAUGUCAAAGAAGAAGUUGAUGUGCCAAGAAGAUUUAUUCAAGCAACAUUCUCUAAAAAACCAACCAAAUUCUAAAAUAUUCAUUCUAUAAAAAUGUUAAGCUUUAAAUUACUAGUUUCCAUUAUAAUUAGCUUAUAAAAAUGUAUGGAUUAUAUUAAAACCAUGAAAAGUA